UCUUAAACUAACAUAGUAUUAUCGUUAAUAGCUCAAUGCACUUAAAGACGUAAAUGAACGUUUUACAGACAUAAUUAAACAGUGAAAUAAAUUUGUACCAAAUUUUCACCACACAAAUCGUGAAGCAAAGCGCACUGUCCACAGGCGUCUUGUGAAGCGCACUCAUCGGUUAGUGCGGGUGAAAAUGCACUGCAUCAGUAGCGGUCGGUGUAUGCGAAUCGUUGCAACGCAAUCGCACUCUACAAUCAAACCAAUACAAAAUGCGCCCGCUUUACCAUUAUUGCACACCGCUGCUUUACUGCUGCCUGGUGCUGCUAGUGUCCUUGUGCUUGUGUGCGAUCAAAACCGAGGAAAACUCCAGCUGUCCCGCUUGUGUUUGCGGUAAGGUGCCGAACCCACCGUUACCGAACAGUUUGCGCGUGAUCGGCGGUAACACUUCCGACAUCGACCAGUACCCCUGGAUGGCUGCGCUCUACUAUCGGCAGCAGUUUACCUGCGGUGGAAGUUUGAUUAACGAUCGCUACAUCCUGACGGCGGCACACUGUGUGGCCCGGAUGGAUGCGGCCGGGUUCGAGGUGUACCUGCGGCGUCCGAACAUUGUCACCCUCAACCCCGAAGCCGUACACCGGCGAGUGGCACGGAUCGUAAUGAACCGCUACCAGGAGCUGCGGAACAACAAUGAUGUGGCGCUGCUACUGCUGCAGGAGCCCGUCGGGGUUGCGGAUGGGCUCGUGCCCAUCUGUCUGCCGGUGGAUGGGUCGAACUUUGACGGCAAGGAGGCCAUCGUUACCGGCUGGGGUACGACGGAGAGUGGGGAGCUGUCGGAGCACCUGCAGCAGCUUACCGUGCCCAUACUUACGAACCAGCAGUGCCGGAAGUCGGGUUACUUUCGGUUUCAGAUCACGGCGAAAAUGUUGUGCGCCGGGUACCUGGAGGGGGGCCGUGAUUCGUGCCAAGGUGACAGCGGUGGACCACUGCAGCUGGCGAAGGGUGAAGCGGGCCAGCAGCAGAUUGUGGGCGUUGUGUCCUGGGGCAAUGAGUGUGCCCAACGAAAUUAUCCCGGUGUGUACGCGCGAGUUACCCGGUUCGUGAGCUGGAUCCGAAGCCACAGUCGGGGGGCUUGCUGGUGCACUAACGGGUAAAGGGAUGGAAGAUGGAAAACUUUGUGGCUGUGCCGGUGACAGCGAGCAAUUAAUUUCGAGCAACUCUUCAAGAAUGAGGCAGAAGGAUAUGUGUGUGUGUGUGUGUGUGUGUGUGUGUGUGUGUGCGUGUGUGUGUGUGUGAGAGAGAGUGUGUGUCUGCAGAAUGAACCUUUUGGAGUCGUUAGAAAAGAUUGUGAUGUGAAUUUUUAAAAUGGGUGGAAAAGCGACUGCACAUGAGCGGUGAAGAAUGUGUCCCGACCAGAGCAGCUCCAACAGGUGCUUUGUUGUGUUCCCUUCUCGGUAAAGUGUCUUCUGUCGAACGAAUCGUUCUUUGAAAUCAAAUUUAAGUUAAAUUUCCUGAUUUAAGAGGAACAUUCGAAGGAAAUGAUUCCCUCCCAUUCUACAGAAAGCAAGCGAUACUCCGUCACGUGCAAACGAUAAAACGAUAAUGAUUUGACAGCGGUACCAUCAACCGUCAAUCCCAGUUUUAACGUGAAUAAAUAUUUUAAACGAAACUUUCUCGAUUGGUUUUUACUUUACUUAGCUGAACCAGCCGCGUACGAUGAACACCAACACCGAAGCAUUGUACUUCGAAAAGCAUUAAAUUUGUAGCAGAAUCGGUUCGUGGAGCCGUUCUGUUGCAGUUGUAAUAGAAAGAUUCCUCCCCUUUGUUGUUGUUCUUGUCUGGGUGAUGAAUUUAUGUCAGUCCAAUUGCCGGCGAUUGAGGUUCAUCGUACACGACUGGAUGGCUGGCUGGCUGGAAGAUGAUUACCAUCAAUCAAAAUGAAAUCAUAAAUCAAAUGGUACAAAAUUCAGCAGUUCGUGAAUAAAUCAUGCGUUUCGUCUUCGCUGCUGCUGCUGCUUACAGUACUUAGUGUAAUGAAAUUCUUAAAGAGAAUAGAAGCGUAGCUUCUGAGAUAAAUAGAAAUGGCAUAGCAGAGCAGUGGCAAACAGAAGUUUGGUUUAAAAUUCUAAAAUCAAUAAUUGCUGCUUUCGUCGUAGAUGGGGAGGUCGCUUCAAUUUCAAGUGAAAGAUUAGCUGAUUCCAGGUAUAUUGAUACUGGAGAUGGUACAGCUGUAUCGGAUUUCACGCCCGAGUUUACCGUGCUAUGCCUUGAUACGAAUUUUUAGAUAGAAAUAUAUUGAUGAAGUAUUUGUUUGCUUUUUUAGUCAAAACUCUCAAACAACACCUUACAUUGAAAUAACUACUAACGCCGUAUUGGUUACAAAGCGAUGAGUAUUUUACACGAUAAACUUUUCAUGGGUAACGAAGGCGAUACUAUACCUAAGGUUUUUAUACAAGCAAUGAAAAACUGCUUGGAACAAUUAGACAUUCACAAAUAUCAUAAUAAUAACAUACAGUUAUGCUUCAAAUUACGGACAGCUUCAAAUUCCGGACAUUUGGCAUGUCUUUCUUGAAUAUCUUCAAAUCCAGUCCCUGGUCAUGCCGGUUUUUAUUUUUUAAUAAUUGCCAUGAUGUACUAGAAUAAAUUAAAAAUGUGUCUGGCCCCUAGUAGACCCUGAUGCUGCUGUAAAUAAAUAUUUUCUGUUGGUAUUCGUAGCAGUUUUGCUUCAGAGCCAAUGUUAUUUCUUCGAUAAUUCCUUUUAAACGCGUCCACGUGCAUUGAGAUACAUCGGAAUCCAUAGUUGAAGAAGUUAUCAACGCGAAAACAACAGCGUUUUACCAUAUUGAGUUCUGAAUUUUAUUAAAAAACUAUUUAAUUAUGGUUGGAAUACUAUCUUAUCUUGUUUUAAAUUCUAGACAGCCGAAGUAAAUUGCGAUUUAUUGCAUAAAAACAUGUUUUUACACAGCGAUAAUAACAAGAAAACAACGAUAUUUGAAAAUAUAUGUGGCAAACGCAUUGAUGGCCUCAAACGGGAAAGGCCGUCAAUUCGCGUAGCAGUUCUUGGGUUCCUACGAAUCUACGAGUGCGAGAGAAAAACAGCACCCAAACCCCGUUGUUUUAAGACCGAUGUUCUGUCGAUCUAGGAGGACUCUGACAUCCAGAAUCAAGAGUCCAGACCUUGAAACAAGUUUUACACUAUAAAGGUGUAGUGUGCAUGUAAAUUUGAAGGUUACAAAAAGAAUUUUGAGGCUGUCCAGAAUACGAAUCAAAUCGUCCGUAAUUUGAAACAUGAGCUCAAAACUGUUCGGAAAAUGAAUAAAAAAAUCGAUGCAUUUUCAUGAGUUUUUACAAUGUUUAGAGUAUAAUUACUGGAAAUCCUUUUUUCUCAAAAGAAGAAGGUUCGCUCUAGUAAAGUGAGUAAUACAGAGGCUAGACCGAUUAAAAUUGAAAUAAAAAAAUAGAACCAAAAAUGCCUUAAGUGUCCGUUAUUCAGCAGUACGGUAUAUGAUUUUUGUAUAGUUUUGUGUUAUACUUUGAAUUGAGUGAAGGAACUUAAAACAUUUAGCUCAUGCAAUCUUAAAAUAUAUUCUCUAAAAUGAUAAGUGUGUUAAUUAAUGCGAUCAGUUAUAUUUAAAUUAUAGUAUUAAUGAAAUGCGAUCUGUACAAAUGUAAACCCUUAGAAAACGAAAGAUCUGUCUAACACCACAAAUAUUCUUGCAAACAAAAUCAAAUUUUAUAAAAGUUGAUGUUUAGAGGGUUUAUAGCAAGUUUUUGCUAUUGAGGAAAAUAAUGGUAUAAUAUAUUAGUUAAGGCAACCAACACAUAUGAUUUCUCGAAAUUAGCUCAUGGUUUUAUAAAAAUAACAAUAUGUAGGUGUCUAAAAAGCACAAAAAUAAUCAUUUAUGUUUCCUGCCCCGAUAGUGUAUUAUAGCAUAUUAUAGCAUCUAGUUUUAUUUUUUAAUUUAAUGUUUUCACUCUUCGAACUACUCUUCGUGGGAUCUGUUGAUUAGAAUCCCGAAUUUCAUCGAGUUGAGCUCGUAUUAAGCUUGGCUCUAGUUGUAUAACAAAGAGUGAGUAAUCGCAACUAUAGUUUGGUUUUUGUAAGAAUUAUUCAUAUCAUUAAUUACCAGAGUUUUUACCAACAUUACAUACUUCGCCUUACGAUACAAAUCUACAUUAUAUAGGUUUGUAAUGCGUAAUACGUAAUGUAAAGGAUUUCAUACAGACACACAAUGCAGAUUCAAUCAUGGGGGAACGUGUUUAAUUUUUAAAUGAACAAUUUUACUUUAAAUUAGCAUAGUCUUGAGUUUGAUAUGCUAUUAUAAAACCCUAGCAUAGCGCAAUUAGGAAAUAUUUAUAAUUUCUCUUCUAAGUUAAAAAGAAAAAAAGGUUGAUAUAGUUUGUCUCAAUUUGAUAUUGUCUCAAUUUGUUAUUAUUAGUUAUAUAUUUUUGAUACAUCAAUCUGAUCCAGCAGUAAGGGAAUGAAUGGUUAAAAAAGGAAAAUUUCAAGGAAUAUGAAAUAAUCUGAACAGAGUGGUGAACUUUAGUUAGUUGCAGACGCUUAACUGAAGAUGAAUCUUUCAAUCAAUAUCAGCUAUACUUUAUAAUCUCUAAUCAGUCGUUUGAAUGGGUUCAUAAUAAUCGUCACAAAACCGGCACUUAAAAUCGUUUAAGUGCCCAUUUUUAAGAACAUUUCAAGGCUCUUCAGUUUUCUUUCUAUUGUCGUGUUAAAAAGGCUUUAAAAUUGGAAUCUCACAUUGAGGACCUCCUACCAUUCUUCACAACAACAACAACAAAAAAACACACGCCCGGAUGGGAACACUUGUAAAAGCACGCGCGACUGCCAGUUAUGAGCUAAAAGCUUCACAGCGAAUUACGUGUACGGAUCUCCGCCAAAGAAAAGCGGCAGUUAAUCGAAAGACAUUGCACGAAAGCGUGUUGCCGCCCUGCGCCCCAUACGUGUCGUGUUGUGUACACACACAAUUGGCUGGGCCCUCAAUUGAUAGCUUUAUGUCUCCGGUCGCUCCGGUGUAUGCCAUGGGAAUACCGUGGAAUCUUAAUUUUUCGCCAACCGACCCCGCUUCUACCACUCUCUCCCGGUGGCACAAAGGGGCCGGGAACUUUAAUCUUUUCCCAUCGCAUGCUAUUGAAUUGCCGAAACGGUGGCGCGUCGAGCGCUCGGAGCGAUGCGAUGGGAUGCUUUUUCGCAGAAGCCUUGAAGCUUUGUUGUUGUUUAGGCAGUCACGUUACGGUGAGCAAAGUCGAAAGGCACCCGUUCGGAACGGAAGCAUGCUGGGAUUGGGUGGUCGCGAAAGUUUGAUGCGCUACGGUGGUGCGCAUGCGCUCGCUGGAAGUGUGCGUGAGUGCCGGUAGGGUUCGUUCGUUUCGACCACGUUUGCAUUCGUACGUGUCGGCGUUUCGGUACGCUUCAUUCCGGUUUCAGUAGGGCAGUGGUGCGGUACGUUUGCCCGCUAAGGACGAUCCAUAAGGACCACUGGUCCUUUUUGAAGCUUCUAUUUGGAAGCCAGGACUUGGGUGCAACUAGUGUGUGUAGCUUUUUGGCUUUAGUUAAGUUAAAAUCUCGUGCAAACAGUGUGCAGCUUUUGAUUAGCUCGUGACCCAGAAGUCACCCAAACGAUUUCAAUCCCAAACCUAAUAAGAAAAUACAGCAAACUCCGACCGUAUUGCUGGAUGCAGCUUGUCUGCAGUGUCAGCCCCAUCCUCCAGUGGCAUCAUAAAAAUGAAUUAAAGUUGCAAGCACGACCAAUUGGGCGACAUUGUACAGUGGUGGAAGGCGCCAAGCGGAAGAUGUAAAGUGCAGUGGGUGUGGGUGUGUGUGUAAUAGCGUGUGAAGCAUGAGGUAAAGGCCAACACGAUGUUGCCUGGCGUCAGUGAUCGGUGGGCAAGCGUGUUUUAACGGCUUCGGCUUUAUCGUUCGCCUUCAUCGAAGUAAUUGAUCAUUUGGAUGCACCGACCGCGAGUCCGGGUAAGGUGGAGGU
Molecule: messenger RNA, 5987 nt
Organism: Anopheles gambiae (African malaria mosquito)
Lineage: Eukaryota; Metazoa; Arthropoda; Insecta; Diptera; Culicidae
Product: trypsin-7-like
Exons: 2
Coding region: 261-1142 (293 amino acids)
Biological process (GO): proteolysis
Molecular function (GO): serine-type endopeptidase activity
Source: RefSeq, a predicted model, not a curated record